GCGCUCCUGGGUCAUAUGCCGCGGGCGGGGCGGGCCCGCGCGCUGCUGCUCCGGGACCGGCGGCGGCGCCGGGAGGCACCGACCCCCUUGUCCCGUCCCUCCGCCCGCCCGUCCCGCCGCGCUAUGGCCCCUGCCGCGCUGCUCCGGGGGCUGGCGCUGGCCGCGCUGCUGGUGCUGAGCCCGGCGCGGGCAGCCCAGCAGGCGCGGAGGCCCAACGUGGUGCUGAUCCUCACCGAUGACCAGGAUGUCUGCCUGGGCGGCAUGACUCCCCUAAAGAAGACUAAUGCUCUCAUUGCACAGAUGGGAAUAACCUUCCUAAAUGCAUAUGUUCCCAGUGCACUUUGCUGUCCCAGUCGAGCUAGCAUUUUAACAGGAAAAUAUCCACAUAAUCAUCAUGUUGUUAAUAACACUCUGGAAGGGAACUGUAGCAGCAAGUUAUGGCAGAAGAUUCAAGAACCAUACACCUUCCCAGCGCUGCUCAAAUCUAUGUGUGGUUAUCAAACUUUCUUUGCUGGGAAGUAUUUAAAUGAGUACGGAGCAGAGGAUGCAGGGGGAGUAGGUCACGUCCCUCCUGGAUGGAGUUUUUGGUAUGCUUUGGAGAAAAAUUCAAAGUACUACAACUAUACUCUUUCAGUAAAUGGCAAAGCACGAAGGCAUGGUGAGAACUACAGUGUAGAUUAUCUGACAGAUGUCCUGGCCAACAUGUCAUUGGACUUCUUAGAGUACAAAUCUAAUUUCGAACCUUUCUUUAUGAUGAUCUCAACCCCAGCACCACACUCCCCUUGGACACCUGCUCCACAGUAUACGAAGAGCUUUCAGAAUGUCAGUGCACCAAGAAACAGCAAUUUUAAUAUUCAUGGAAAGAACAAGCACUGGUUAAUUCGACAAGCAAAGACUCCAAUGACUAACUCUUCAAUACAGUUUCUUGAUGAUGCUUAUAGAAAGCGGUGGCAAACUCUGCUGUCAGUAGAUGAUCUGGUAGAGAAACUAGUGAAGAAACUGGAACUGAAUGGAGAAUUAGACAACACAUAUAUCUUUUACACAUCAGACAAUGGCUUCCACACUGGCCAGUUUUCUUUGCCAAUAGACAAACGGCAGCUUUAUGAGUUUGAUAUCAAAGUUCCACUGCUAGUUCGAGGACCAGGGAUAAAACCAAAUCAGACAAACACGAUGCUUGUUGCAAAUAUUGAUUUGGGUCCCACUAUUCUGGAUAUUGCGGGAUAUGACUUGAAUAAAACCCAGAUGGAUGGGAUGUCACUGUUGCCACUGUUGAGAGGAGACAAAAAUGUCACAUGGAGAUCAGACUUCCUGGUGGAGUACCAAGGAGAAGGAUACAAUGGCAGUGAUCCUACCUGUCCUGGCCUAGGACCCGGAGUCACACACUGCUUCCCAGACUGCGUCUGUGAAGAUUCCUAUAACAACACGUAUGCUUGUGUAAGGACACUGUCAACUUCCUGGGAUCUGCAGUACUGUGAGUUUGAUGACCGGGAGGUGUUUGUGGAAGUGUACAACUUGACUGCAGAUCCACACCAGAUCAAUAACAUUGCUAAAACAAUUGAUCAAGAAAUUCUAGAAAAGAUGAACUAUCGAUUAAUGAUGCUGCAGUCCUGUUCAGGAGCAACUUGCCGAACACCAGGUGUCUUUGAUCCCGGGUACAGGUUUGACCCACGGCUCAUGUUCAGCAAUCACGGCGUACGUGCUCGGAGGUUUUCUACACAGUCCUUAUAAGACCAUCAAGAGCCUCUUGCAAUCAGCUCCUACUGACCAGUUUCUCCAGUGGCUGCAGCAGGUCUGUCUCUGUUAACUCUUGCUGAUCACAGCUGGAAGACUUUUAAUGGGCUUUUCAAACCUUGUUUGGAAGAAAACCCCUUGUCUUUAGCUGGUUGCCUUGUGCAAUAUGUAUAUUUUACAGCUGAACUCUAACUGUAAAUCGUUAGACACAGCUAAUCUGUCUUGCUCAAAUAGUUGAUUAUCACCUUUGUCUUUCAAGUACCUUUUCAUAUCACAGGCACAGAGGUAUACCUAUGCCUAUGAAUCUGAACAGUUUAUUUUGUUCUAAAAAAUCAGUAAGCGUGUAUUUGAGUCAGGUUAGAUAGGCAGGUGCUAUUGCACAGUAAUGCUCACCCAUAUUCAGUGUCACAGACUUUAUUAUAGGUUUCCUGUAUCGAGCUCAAAGCUGUUAAUGACAAUAGCAAACUAGCCCAAAAUAGAGUAGGAAGGCAUUAGUCAAAACUGUAGGAUCUGACUAGCAAGUGUCUUGUGCAGAAUUAAAAUCCGUUUGCUAAGUAGUCUCUUUCAGUGAGACAACUUCAAAUGAGACCAAUGAAUUUUGUAGCUUUGGUAGCUUGCAAACAAGAAUGUAAUGUCAGGCUCCUUUUAGUUUGAAAUGGUGGAAUGGGGUACUGAAAAAACUCUUAUUGUUUAAGAUAGGCUUCCUAGUUAAUUUAAACAAGAGAGUGUUGAGGCUAGUAAGUAUUCAAGUAAGUGUGCCUGUGCUUUGAGCUAACUCUUAAGUCUGUUUUUAAUACACAAACAGAAGUAAUACUAAAAUAAACAAAAUCCAACAACCAGGGCACCACAGUAGAGUUGAUCUGUUUUUAACUUCCAAAUGUCUUAAAUUGUCUAACAUCUUAUGUUGAUUAGAUUCUUGAAGGUAAUUUAUUUUGAAAGCAAACUAGCUAAAAGUAAAUCACAGAAUCAUUGCUCACUAGACAUUAGGCUAAGAGAGCUAUUUUAGGCAGUUUAAGUGCUUCACAGUGUUGCUUUUUGGUUGAGACAUGACUACUUGGAACCUGCAAUAAGUGGCCUUCACACCAAAGGUCUACACGUCGGAAAUCACUUUGUUUCCUUCUGAAAGUAUGCUGUCUUUUCAACCUUCUGAUUAGGCUUAUUUGAAAUGCAGCCAUCACAUGUACCCAAACUUGAGUAUCUUUCUAGAUCUUGAAAAACACCCAAACUUCCAUUACCGUACUACUUCUGUAAAGAUUCAUUGUCGAAACACUGAAUUGUGGAUCUUCUGCAAGACAAGUUCCUGUUGCUUGUGGGCAAAUAAACUGUGUUAUCAGCAAGAUAAUUGUUCCCUUGUCAAACAAAGUGUGGCGAAAUUAUUUAGUUUUCAGUUAGUUAUUUCACAUCUCUUACCCCGCUAGAGCAUGAUUAUUUCAGCUUCUGUCACAUAAUACCUUGUAGUAAGUAAUCAUUAAGUAGGCCACAAAGUAUGACUCUUUCAAAACUGUGAAGGUGCAUACCCCAGUUGUCCUUCAUGUAGCUUAUAGCUGCAAACUUCUGUGGUGGUCUCCAGGUUAGAUAUUAUAGACCUUUUAUUUUAAAUCUCUAAAAGUGACCAAAUAUUUUGAGGGGAAAAAAAUUGCUUGAAAGGUAACUUUUCAGCUGGAGCAUCUGUAUGAACACAGAAGUUUUUGGAUAUGCAAACUACUUCCAUGCUUUCAAAUACUCAGGACUGGGGUUUUUUUUCCUUAACUACAACUAUAGCUUUAUCCUGGUUUUUUGUUUCUUAAACCUUAGCAUUGCCCAUUGGUAUCCUUCAUAAACUGUUUUGUCUUUAGAAAAAAACCCAAAGUUGUUUUCAAGUGUUCUCUGGCACACUGAGCUAAACCUAAAGCUCAUGUAUGUAGUGUUUUGCUCAGAGAAUUCUAGCAACUUAGACUUGUUCUUUGUUUAAAUUUUGUUUUGGUAGUGGUAUGGAGGCCAGUGUGAAAUAGCUGCACAUUAAACCCUCAACAGUUCUAGCAAAUCUGGGUCAUAUGUCAAGUUUCUGCUUGAAUUAAGUUUUAGUGCAAGUAAUGUGCAUUCUGUUGCUCCUUAAUAGAAAACAACUUUGUUAUGGGUACAGAUGUGUAACUCUUACGCAGUCUUUUCUUAAAGCAAUCUUAAGCCAUAAGAAGGAAACUUUCUUUUGAAAUUUACUUUUUGCCUAAUAAGUAAUAUGAAAAUUGACAGAAUUGAUGCAGAUGUAGAUUAGUCAGUAUGAGUAACCUGAUGUUUUACCCAAAUUAAUACUCUUGCUAUCUGCACAUACCUGUAAAGCAUUUUAUAAUGAGGCUCAAUAACUGUUGCCAUAAAGCAUAAGAGCUUCAAAUGAACAGUGUUAAUUCUUAUCUUUGAUUAAAAAACCACUAUGAAGGAACUUGGACUCUUACUCAGAUCUAAUUUCCAACUAAGUUAUUUUAAAACUAAAUGGUCUUUUGGGAUAUUCCAUUUCAUGUGUUAUUUGACUGUGGCUGUACCUGUACCUCGUUACCAAAGGCAUUCAUGUUAAAUGUACAGUUUUAAAUAAAGGGCCUUACUGGUACAGAGUUGGGUUUAGAUAAAAUGUGAUAAUUUUUUUUUUUUUUUUUACUUUUUUAAAAAUCAUUAUUAGUGAAAAUAGAGCUGUGAACUUUUAGUGAUCUGAUCUGGUAAGGUAGAUACUAUACAGAGAGAAAUGCAGUUAAUAACUUCAUUAUGUUACCCUAAACCAAAAAACAUUAUCAUCACUUCAGCAUAAGUGAAUACAGCUUACCCAGCAUCAGCCCAGUAAACCGGACUUCAUUUUGAGGAAUAAAGCUGUAACAGAGACACAUACAUGGAAGCACACAGCCAAAGCAGGUUAUAAUACCUUUUCAAUAAAGUUAAAUUUGAGACUGAUUCAACAAGCUGAAUACAAUAUUUCAACAUAAUGAAACAGCUCUCAUUUGUUGUGAUUUGAUUAAAAUUAAUUUUCUUUGUAUUACUCUCUCUGUAUGUGAGCAUACUUUGCUGUAGCAUGUUGUGAGCAUAUUUCUGCUGUUUUGAAUGUCUGUUUAGAAAGUGCCCUUCCAGAGGACCCUGUUCACUGCUGCACUUUUGGAGAAGGAAAAAAUAAACUGCCUCUCAAACUUC
Molecule: messenger RNA, 4881 nt
Organism: Pseudopipra pipra
Lineage: Eukaryota; Metazoa; Chordata; Aves; Passeriformes; Pipridae
Gene: GNS
Product: glucosamine (N-acetyl)-6-sulfatase
Exons: 14
Coding region: 16-1728 (570 amino acids)
Biological process (GO): glycosaminoglycan metabolic process
Molecular function (GO): glycosaminoglycan binding; N-acetylglucosamine-6-sulfatase activity
Source: RefSeq, a predicted model, not a curated record